AGAGAGAGAGAGAGAAAGGGGGGGUAUAAAACCACAAAACCUCCAUUAAAGCAAAAAAACCCAAAAAAUCCUUCCAGGCAAAGGAGGGGCUUAAGCUCAAAUGCCCGCCUCGAAGACAUCGAGCCUAAGCUCUUUCUUCGGCUCCGCCAUUAAAGCAAAUAUCAAGCCCAAUCGCAAACCCAAGCUCAAAGCCAAAGCCAAAGCCAAAGCCAAAGCAACCGCCAUUGUCGGAGCUUCAACCGCCGCCGUCGAGGACAGCACUCUCAAGAACUUCGUCUCCGCUCUCAACGCCUCCGAAGGACAAACCGUCUCCACCAUUUCUCGAGUCCUCACAACCAACACCAACAACAAAGCUUAUAAGUCGUCUCCCAAACUUCCCAAGCCGUCGUCUUCGUCUUUAUCUUCUUCUUCGUUCGCGGAGAAAUCCCGCGAAGAAUCUGUCUCCGAGUCUGUUCGCUUCAGUUCCAAUUUGGAUUCGGCUUUGAGUUCUGUGGAUUCUCCGGGUUUGGAUGUGAGGAGUUGUUGGGUAUUGCAGAGGAUAUCUUCUAUAUUGAUUACUGCUGAUGCUUUGGAAAGUUCACGUGAUGAGAAAGAAGAUGAUUUUGUCGAAGCAGAUGACAGUUUCGAGAGAGAACUAAGCAUACCAUGGUUUCCAUCUCUUGCUCCCAGUGGCAUAUCGUUGCAUCGUAAAGAAGUAACACGCGAAAGGAAACAUAAAUGGUUUUUCAAAAGCACCCAGGUUAACCGUUUCAAUCGAUUAGUUAACAUGUGUGCAGACAAGGUAGGACCAGGUACCGCUUUUGGUGUCUUCGGUAAGUUGGGAAGGGAAACCAGUGUAAAAGAGUAUAAUGCGUUACUAAAGGUAUGCAUAGAGACGGCUAGGAGCACUGAGGAUGAAGAUGCUGCACUAGAACAGAUUCACAGGGCUUAUGUAUUUUUCAAAUCGAUGAAGGAACACGGUUUUCAGCUAGAAGAUGAAACUUUCGGUCCCUUUCUUGUUUUUUUGAUAGAGAUGGAUAUGAUACAAGAAUUCUUUUUCUUUCUUGGAGUUAUCAAAGAUGCAAAUCCUAAUGCAGUUUGUAAGUUAGGAUAUUAUGAGAUGUUGAUGUGGAUCAAAGUUGAUGAUGAGGAAAAGAUCCAGGAGCUCAUUAAUUAUAUUGUGACUGAGGAAGGGGAAAGCAACUCCAGUUUACAAGAAAAUUACUUGUUAGCGCUCUGCGAAGGUGGCAGGGAGAAGGAACUUUUGAAGCUUUAUGAAAUCAUUGAUAUUACGAAGAUGUCAGUGAACUGUGCAGCAGCUAUCUUUAAAUCCUUAGGAAAGGUACAAUUGGAUGCUUUUGUGGAGAAGUUUCUUAAUGCAUUCAAAGCUCGUGAUUUUGGAGCAGAGAAUUUCUCAAACUUCCUCUCUAGUUACGCAAUUGGCAACCCAAACUUAGCGGUUGAAGAUGUUUUCUCAACAUUCAAAAACUUGCACGAGAAAUUCGAAGUGGCACCCUCAUCUGCAGCGUAUGAGAAUCUUAUCAAAUACUGUUGUACUCUACUUAAGGUGCAUGAUGCUCUUGAUUUGGUUGAUGAAGUGUUUAAAGGAGGUCUGACGGUGUCCAUUGAGGCAAUAAACCAUAUUUUACACGCUUGUGAAGAAAGUUGCGAUUAUAAUCUAGUUCACCGAGUAUAUUCCCUGAUCUGUGACCGCAAGUUAAAGCCAAAAGCUAAAACGUUCAGGCUGAUGAUAAAUUUGUGCAUGAGAAUGAAAGAUGUUGCCGCUGCGUACAGCAUUCUAAGUGAUUUGGAAAAAAUGAAUGUGACGCCCACAGCCAACAUGUACAACUCUAUAAUGGCCGGAUAUUUCCGUGAGAAGAACAGUUAUGGGGCGUUAAUGGUUCUCAAGCAAAUGGAGAAAGCAGAUGUCAAACCAGAUUCAAUGACUUUCAGCUAUCUAAUAAGCAAUUGCAAAUCAGAGAAGGAUAUUGACAAGUAUUGUGAACAACUAAAGCUUUCUGGAGUUCAAUUUACGAAGACUAUUUUCAUGGCACUUAUAAAUGCAUAUGCAAGUUGUGGACAGUUUGAGAAGGCAAAACAGGUACUGUCGGAUGAAUGGAUUCCAGCUAAAAACUUGAAUGAAAUCAAAAGCGUGCUUGUCCAAGCUCUUGCAACACAUGGGCAGUUCUCCGACGCCCUUACUAUAUACGAAGAGAUCAAGCAAUCUGGAUGCAGUCUGGAACCCAAAGCUGUUAUAGGUCUUAUUGACCACUAUCACUCUGAUGGAGGGACAAGUACCUUGCUUCAGUUACUAGAGGAAUUGGAUGAUACUCGAUAUUGGCUUGAUGGUUGCUGCAGAGUUAUCUUAUACUGUGUUCGAUACAAGCAUUUAAGUACUGCUGCUGAUUUGCUCAAGCAAAUCAAGGAUAAAUUAUGUGUCGAAGAUGAAGAUGAACUUGUUAUGGAAGCUGUUCUUGAUGAGGUAUUUUGCCUAGUUGGACAUUCAGAGCCCGAGUAUUUGCAGAUAGGCCUCGACUUGCUUCGCAUUGUUAAGGAUGAUCUCGGCCUCACUCCCCCACGAAAAUGUCUGGAUUUUCUGCUCCAUGCUUGUGUUAUUGCCAAGGAUUUGGAAAAUGCCCGAUUUGUCUGGAAGGAGUAUGAAGCUGCUGGUCUUCCUCACAACAUUUUAAAUUUCUUAAGGAUGUACCAAGCUCUCUUGGUUGCAGGGGACCAUAAGGCUGCAAAGAUCUUGCUCUCAAAAAUUCCAAAAGAAGAUAUACAUGUUCGAUCUGUUAUCAAAGCGUGUCAAACAACUUACACAGGGUCUGUCACUCGAGAAAUUAAGAAGGAAAAGAAGAAAACAGAAAAGAGAUGAAAAAGCCUUAAAUUAGAUUAGUUACAAGUAGACAGUAUAAGGUCCAAAAUAUUAUCAAUUCUGAAUUGAUGAUGGUCAGUUCCUCAUCUCGGAUGCUUAAUCUUGUUAUUUGUUACCCCUACCAAUUUUCCAAUUUAAUAUCAAUGGGGUUAACUGCUUAGCAAUGGUCAAUUUGAUCCCCUGUAUUCUUGAAAUGAUGAGCAGAGAAAAUUCCUCUGUUAUAUAACUACUUGGUUGCUGAUUUUUAACAACUUAAUAAAAGCACAAGGUUACACCAAUUGAACUUCCUCGUUUAAG
This is a messenger RNA of Morus notabilis, 3151 nucleotides long. RefSeq names its product pentatricopeptide repeat-containing protein At4g04790, mitochondrial. Lineage: Eukaryota; Viridiplantae; Streptophyta; Magnoliopsida; Rosales; Moraceae. The coding region runs from base 101 to 2854 and encodes 917 amino acids. The record is from RefSeq and is a predicted model, not a curated record. The transcript has 16 exons. Gene Ontology annotation, molecular function: protein binding.